Messenger RNA from Castor canadensis (American beaver), 1046 nucleotides. NCBI's taxonomy places the organism in Eukaryota, Metazoa, Chordata, Mammalia, Rodentia, Castoridae. The record is from RefSeq and is a predicted model, not a curated record.
AUCUUUUCCUAAUAACUACUGGGACAAGUUUGUGAAGAGAAAGGUGAUCAACAAGUAUGGAGACCUGUAUGGAGCAGAGCGUAUCGCUGAACUCCUGGGUUUGGACAAAAACGCCCUUGACUUCAGCCCAGUGGGAGACCAAGCCGAGGCGGCCUCUCUGGUGUCAUGGCUAAGUUCCAUCGACAUGAAGCACCAUAUCUGGACUGGGGUUGUUUUUACUGACAAUUCCUUUCUCUACCUUGCCUGGUACACGACCAUGUCAGUCCUGGGUCACUACAACAACUUCUUCUUUGCUGCACAUCUGUUGGACAUUGCAAUGGGCUUCAAGACACUGAGGACCAUCCUGUCAUCUGUAACUCACAAUGGCAAACAGUUGGUUCUGACUGUUGGCCUCCUGGCUGUAGUGGUUUAUCUCUACACUGUGGUGGCUUUCAACUUCUUCCGCAAGUUCUACAACAAAAGUGAAGACGACGACGAGCCUGACAUGAAAUGUGACGACAUGAUGACCUGUUACCUUUUCCACAUGUACGUGGGGGUGAGAGCGGGGGGCGGCAUUGGCGAUGAGAUUGAAGACCCCGCUGGAGAUCCGUAUGAGAUGUACCGCAUUGUCUUCGACAUCACCUUUUUCUUCUUUGUCAUUGUCAUCCUGCUGGCCAUCAUCCAAGGUCUUAUUAUUGAUGCUUUUGGAGAGCUAAGAGACCAGCAGGAACAAGUACGAGAAGAUAUGGAGACUAAGUGCUUCAUCUGUGGCAUUGGCAACGACUACUUUGAUACAAUUCCUCACGGGUUUGAAACGCACACGCUGCAGGAGCACAACUUAGCCAACUACUUGUUCUUUCUGAUGUAUCUGAUUAAUAAGGAUGAAACAGAGCACACGGGUCAGGAGUCUUACGUGUGGAAAAUGUACCAAGAAAGGUGUUGGGACUUCUUCCCAGCUGGCGACUGCUUUCGAAAGCAAUACGAAGAUCAGCUGGGAUAACCUGAAUGAAAGAGCACCCCACUUUUAGACAGCUUCUGGUGAAAACAAAAUCCCUCUUCUUAAAAAC